GUUUGCCUUAAGAAAAGGAUGUCAUUCUGAUGUGGAGUCUGGAUACUCUCUCUAUUCCACUGACUCUGACGAUCGGGUUGAUACUAUUCAUAAUGGACUUGACCGUUGUGCAGCUUUACUGAAGAAUAUCUUACAAAAUGAGGCUACAGGAAGGGAGACUAUCCACAAGCAACCUGGGAAAACAACUUCUGCUAAAAUUAAUUCCAAGCCUUUGCUAAACAAAGGAAAUACUUCCAAGAAGAAAGGGUUGAAAAAAACCAUUACUCCUGCCCACGUCCGAAAAGAAAUUGUGCCAAUAUCAAAUAGAAAACGUGCCUCGUCCACCACACCUUCUACCGAGAAAGAACUUUCCAGCGCAGCACAGGAUCAGAUGGUUCAACCAGUUCAUGUGCCUUGCAGUCAACACUCUCCUGUGAUGCAUCAGAAACUGUGUGAGCAUGUGCAAACUCAGAUGUCUCUGAUAACUGGAUGUCAAAAUGUUGCAGCUUUUAAUUAUCGAUUACCUACCUCCACACCAGCUCUGUCUGGGCAGCAUUCAGCUAAUUCCUUAUCUACUCAGUCAGAUGUUCCUGUAGACAGUGGCAAUGAAUGUGUGCUAGAGAUGGGAGGACCUGUGGUUUGCCCACUGGUUUCUGCUGCUCCUACUGCUGCUGCGCAAAUACAGUCUGCCACUGCUCUUCCUAAUGUGAUCCCUUGUAUAGCAUCAGGUGCUUCAAGUAACUGUACGGUGCCUACAUUCAUCCCCUCAUCUUCUGGCAGAGAGGUGACCCCAAAGCAUGAGCAACAGAUAAAAGAAGCAGAUUUGAUAAGAUGCAUACAAGCUCACCUGGCCCUGUUACAAUCACAUGAAAUGAUGAACAGCAGGACUGAACAGAAGCACCAUCAUCAUUGUCCAGCAAAACAUAAUGCUUCAAGUAACAAGGAGGAGGAUACUUCUGAAGAACACAGUGAGGACAUGGUCAGUGAAGAAGACGAAUUGAAUGUCCUUGACAUAGCCCCAGUGAGAGAUUCAAGCUGUAAGACAAGUUUUGUGAAGAAAGUUCUAAAAUCUCGAAAAGAAAGUCCAGAAGAAACAGCCAAUAAAGUUAAGACUGUAAAAUAUCUUCUGGGAGAGCUCAGAGCACUGAUAACAGAUCAAGAUGAUUCGGAAAUGUUAAGGCUGAUGAGUGAAAUAGAAGACUGCAUAUCAUUGCUCCCAGCUGUAGCGGGAAGUAUGAAUAUACAAGCUGAAAUAGCACUAGCUUUACAGCCUCUCAGAAGUGAAAAUGCUCAGCUGCGUAGGAGACUUAGAAUAUUAAACCAGCAACUUGGGGAACGAGAAAGAAGUGAGAAGGCAUCUGGACAGAACUGCAGCUAUGAAUUAGUUUCUUUGCAGUCCUUGAAUAUGAUGCUCCAGAGUCAAUUGAAAGAAUCACUGAAAGGCCUUGAGUCACUACAGGCUAAAAAUGAAGAACUACUUAAAAUAAUAGAAAGUCAGAAAGAAGAAAAUAAACAUCUUGCAAAAGAUAUUCAAGAUAAAGAAGAAGAAUUGCUUGAAAACAAACAGCAUUAUGACAUUCAUUCCACCAAGCUCAAGAUUGAAGUAGAAGAGGCAUUAGCAAACGUGAAGAGCCUUCAGUUUAAGCUGGAAGCUUCAGAGAAAGAAAAUAAGAUUUUGGGCAUAACAUUACGUCAGCGUGAUGCAGAAGUUAACAGGCUGCGUGAAUUAACCAGGACCUUGCAGGGCAGUAUGGCCAAGCUUCUGUCUGACCUCACAGUAGACAACGUUAGACCCAAACCUGAAAAAGGUCUCUCGAAGUCUCUUUUGGAAGACCAUGAAAAGCAGAUACAACCUGAUCCGUUUCCUGGGAGUACUUCAGUAAUGACUUACCUUAAAAAAUUAGAAAUGGAUCAUAUUUUGACAGAUACAGAACUUCAGUUCUCAAAUAGAAGUGGAGAAUUAGAAAUGCAAAAUCUAGCGUAUGAAAAGUUUGCUGCUGAAGGAAGUAAAAUAAACAGUACAUUCUCAGAAGGAGGAACAUCAGCUCCCAGAAUACUACUGACCUCACUGAAACAAGAUGCAGAAACCGUUAGUGAUUCUGGGACUUUACUAGAUGACCAAAACAAGUUAGAUGAGACUGUUUAUAUUCCAUUGACUAGCAGUGCCUCAAAAAAACAGCAGCCAAUCUCUGAAAGAACUGGUGUGCUACCCCAAAGUAGAGGAGCUUGUAAGAUGUUAGACUACCACUGUGAGCUCUCAAACUAUGUGCAGCAGAAUGGAUGUGAGAUUGCAAAGGAUCCAACUAUUCUGGAUAAAUUAAAUGCUGGGUACAGUGUGAAAAAGACUGUGGAAAAUACGCUUGAAGUUACAGGGGAUAAAGUGAAGCCAGAAGGAGACGAAGUCCAAAUGAGGCCAAAAGGCACUCCAAGUGGAGCUGCAAAAGACUUCACAGAUAAACAAGACCAACCUCAGCCUGGUACAUACCCUUGCGUACCAAUGCUAUUUCCGAAAGGGAUUUCUCAGAAAAAAGGCAGUGAAAUAGCUGGGUUUAGUUCCAUUUCGUUUGAUGAUAUGUCAGGGAAGUCUGAAUGGAGUGCAUCCUCUUUCUCAACAUUUACUUCUCGAGAUGAAGAGGACUUUAAGAAUAGCUUAGCAGCCUUGGAUGCCAACAUAGCUAGGUUACAAAGAACUCUGCAAAAUAGCAUUAUGAAACAAUGA
Molecule: messenger RNA, 2698 nt
Organism: Pelecanus crispus (Dalmatian pelican)
Lineage: Eukaryota; Metazoa; Chordata; Aves; Pelecaniformes; Pelecanidae
Source: RefSeq, a predicted model, not a curated record